AUGACAUCCACUACCACUUCGGACGGUGCUGCGGACCUUCUGGUCCGGGCGACAAUCCCGGCGUAUAAAUGUCCUCCGGGGACGAAGAUGCACAUUCUCGACUUGGGCAGUCUAGAGAUCGAUGAGGGAUGGCUUCUUCGAGGAGCCAAUACUAGCUCCGCGGCCAACAGGAAUCCAGAAAACAAAUACCGGGAGUUGAUUGUGAUCUCGGCACUGAUCGACUAUCCUGGUGUUGGUCUGAUCCUCUACGAAACAGGCUGUGCUGAGAAUCUCGAAGUGGCAUGGGGAGCGCCUCUAACUGAUAUUUUCCCACGAACUGAGUACACCGAAGAACAAAAACUACCGGCAGCUAUCAAAGCUGCGGGGUAUGAUAUCAAGGACGUCAAGGCGGUGAUAAUCGGCCAUCUUCACCUCGACCAUGCUGGGGGUCUCGAACACUUCAUGGACACAGAUGUACCAAUCUAUGUCCACGAAGAAGAAUUCAAACACGCAUGCUGGGCUGUUGCUACAGGAGCCGAUUUGGGUGUUUAUUUACACCACUAUAUGGACCUCCAGAAGUUGAAGUGGGUAACCUUCACGGAAGAUCAUCUCGACUUAUAUCAAGGAAUCACCCUGCACCAUUCGCCCGGGCACACCCCUGGACUCUGCAUCAUGCAAAUCAACUUGCCACAAGACGGGACCUUUAUCUGGACGACAGAUCAAUUUCACAUUGCAGAGAAUUAUGAAUUGAGCCACCCCCACGGGUGGUUGGCGCGAGACCACAAUGCUUGGAUCCGCAGCUCCAAGAUGAUCCAAAGGCUGCAGAAGGCAUUCAACGCCCAGUUGAUCUUUGGGCAUGAUAAGACAGUAGCAACCAAGUUCAAACAGGCCAAGCCGUUCUACGAAUGA
Messenger RNA from Cladophialophora yegresii CBS 114405, 888 nucleotides. RefSeq lists its product as uncharacterized. The coding region runs from base 1 to 888 and encodes 295 amino acids. The transcript is spliced from 3 exons. NCBI's taxonomy places the organism in Eukaryota, Fungi, Ascomycota, Eurotiomycetes, Chaetothyriales, Herpotrichiellaceae. The record is from RefSeq and is a predicted model, not a curated record.